Molecule: messenger RNA, 477 nt
Organism: Cooperia oncophora
Lineage: Eukaryota; Metazoa; Nematoda; Chromadorea; Rhabditida; Trichostrongylidae
Source: the annotation of a GenBank genome assembly
AUGCAUUUUCUUAAAGAGUUUAUCAACGGUGCCGAAGUUCUGAGAGGUCUAAUAUUUUUAGAUGACGAUGGAGGUGAACCCAUCGAGUAUUAUGAAGUCGAGAAGUUGGACACGGACACAGGACGCUGGGUACCUUGCGCAAAGAUGAACCUGGAAAACCGCAAAACCCCAGAAGUGACUGAUUGGGAUGCCGACAGGGUUUCUCUGGAGUGGCAACCACCAGAUUCUGAUGGAGGAGCUCCUAUCACUCAGUAUAUCAUUGAGAAAAGAGGAAAGCACGGACGCGCGACUGGCAGGAAUGCGGAAAGGAAGGAAACUAUUCAGGUAUCCGGAGAUGAAACUACUGCCACGAUUUUGGGAUUAAAAGAAGGAGAAGAGUACCAAUUCCGAGUGAAAGCUGUUAACAAAGCUGGUCCUGGAGAGGCGUCCGAUCCAAGCCGAAAAGUUAUAGCCAAGCCCAGAAAUCGUGGGUUUUAG